AUGAACAGCUACAUGGAGGAUGUUGUGAAGCUUUGCUGUGAAAUCUCAGCGGAGAAAAAGAUAAAAGCAGCAUGUAAGAGCUGUGCGAAAGGAGCCGCAGCAGCGGGUGGUGGUGCUUUUGUAGGGGGGCUUCUUGGAGGCCCAGUCGGAAUAGCUGUUGGUAGUGCUCUGGGAGGUGCCCUGGGGGCAUGGAUGACAAGUGGUCAGUUCAAACCUCUUCCUGAGAUCCUCAUGGAGCUUGCUCCUGCACAGAAGGAGAAACUCUACUCUGACGUGAUGGCAGUAUUGGGCACACUGAAAUGGACCAACCCUGCUCAGCUAAUUAGUCAAGUUAUGGGAAAUGGCGUUCUGAAAGAUCAAGUGUUUGCUGCUAUAGUAUCUUACGCCACAAAAGAGCUCAAAGCUGAUGUGAAGUAUGAUUGA
This is a messenger RNA of Triplophysa rosa, 423 nucleotides long. Its product is annotated as Protein C19orf12 homolog-like. The coding region runs from base 1 to 423 and encodes 140 amino acids. The record is from RefSeq and is a predicted model, not a curated record. Lineage: Eukaryota; Metazoa; Chordata; Actinopteri; Cypriniformes; Nemacheilidae. The transcript is spliced from 2 exons.